AGCGCGUGCUGCCUGGUGUUCCGGUGCGCGCGGGCCACGACGGGAGGAGAGCGGGUGUCGCGCGCGUCCUGUACAGAUCAGACCGCAUCAGACCUCUCGCGGAUUUCUCUUCUUCACUAUGGCGCGAUGCGCUCCUCCUGACAUCGGCACCGAGGAUGAAGGUGACGGAUGAAAGAUGGAGAAACUAUCCGCGUGCAUUAACGGACUCCCAUGGAGCUCCGUGGAGCUGCCGCUGGACGUGAUCGUGAGCAAAUUCCGCCUACCGACGCUCGUGCGGCUGAGCCACGGUGAGAAUGUGGAGGGUUUAUCAGAGGAGGACGUGAUAUUGCUUCACUCCUGCAGACAGUGGACCACCAUCACUGCCCACAGCCUUGAGGAGGGUCAUUAUGUGAUCGGACCCAAAAUAGACAUCCCAUUACAGUAUCAAGGGAAAUUUAAGUUACUGGAUCAGGAUCGGGAUGUACGUGAGCCAGUUCAGUAUUUUGGAAGUGUGGAAGAAAUUGCAGAAAUCUUUCCUGACCGUGUGUUCGUCUUGGAGCCCAUUACGUUCAGCGUUAAGGUAGUUUCUGGAGAGUUCACGGAGGACAGUGAGUUGUAUAAUUUCUCUCUGCAGACGGGAGAUGAAUUAACUCUGAUGGGCCAGGCAGAAUUACUCUGCGUUCAAUCAACUCGUGAGAAAUCCCGCCUAACCACGCUGCUACGCCGACUGGGUAAGGCGAGUGGAGCUUUGGGACGUCCCGCACGCACAAAGAUGCCUUGUUUGAUAUGCAUGAAUCAUCGAACAAAUGAGAGCGUCAGUUUGCCGUUCCAUUGCCGUGGGCGCUUCUGCACACGUUCGCUGCAGGAGUUGCAAAUGCAGGGCGGCGAAUAUACCGUACGUAGCAUAAUCGAGCGUGUACGACUACCUGUGAACGUAUCUGUGCCAUCACGACCUCCUCGAAACCCAUACGACCUGCACGCGAUCCGCGAGGGCCAUCGUUAUAAACUUCUCAGCAUCAUCAGCAAAACUGUCGUUCUCUGCUGCAUACUUCGCAAAGAGGAAGUUAGUCCAUCUCACUUCCUGUUAUUAACGGACAUGCCCCGCUUUGCUCUGCCGGAUGGUCUUUUGUGCGUGGAUGCUUCCUACCAGCAGGUGGUGCUACAGUGUGCGUUGCGGUGCCAGGAGAGCUUCAACCCGGAUGAUUAUUCACGUGCCGUGCGCGAAGUGAAGAUGGAUUUCUCGGAGGAGUGUCUAAGCCCGCGACGGAUUCGAGUUUGUGUUCAGGGCUACGGCCGUGACGAGCUCGGGACGUCCUUACAGGGACUGUCUUUGUGCGUGUACGGAGGCGGAGCGGUCACACACACUCACACGAUCUCGCAUGGCUGCAGAGACUCGCUGCUCGAUGCACAAACACUGCCCUCUAAUGACGGUGACGGAGAGGAACAAGAAUACGUCAUGCCUGAUUGGUCGACAGAGACGCAGGAGAUUCCGUACGAGGAGCUCUGGACCGAUCAGACUUCGGGAAGCUUUGGUGUGACUUCUGAGAGCGGUGUGAAGGCAGAGCAUAACCUCAUAUCCUUUCACUCCACUACCACGUCAUUGGAUGGAAUGAUAGGAUCCACCCACGUUGCCAUGGUGCAGAUGGAAGCAGGAAGAGUGUCGAGAGUAUCGACUCCACCUCCCGUCCCACCCAAAUCAGAAGCUGUGAAAGAGGAGUGUCGUUUCUUAAACGCUCCUCCUGUUCCUCCCCGCUGUGCUAAAGGCCCUGCCUCCAGCCCUCCAGUCCUGCCCUGUUUCCCUAAAACUCCACCCACACAGACACUUAGCCCAAACCUCUUUUAUUCAUCUGGACUGCAAGAGAGUUCUGCUCCUCGUAGUGGCAGUAGCUCUCCGUCACCAGACUCUUAUUCUCUCUACUGUUACCCGUGCACCUGGGCUGACUGUGUGACCUCUGACCCCUGUGUAAGCCCUGAUCCCGCCCAGCCUGCACAGGCCUGUUGGUCCAACCCCAGAGGAGGUGGGGCCUACACCUCCAACAUCCUAAAUACACCUCUUCUGAGCACUGACUCCACCCAAAAAAACUACUCCACCUGUCCCAGGCCAUGCCCGGUGGUGCAGAACCGCUUUGCACCAUUUGGUGCUCUAAACCCUUUUGCCAAUCCAGGACAUGCCCACAGCUCCUCUGAUUGGCUCACUACUGGUAGGAACUCCCCCACUCUGAUACCUGACCUCAUUAGCUCCACCCCCCAGGAGCCUCAAGCCAAUCAGGGAGGUUCAAAGGUGGUUCCCGAGCCUCCGCCCAGACCAUUCAAGAGUUCAGAAGAGGACAUGGUCACAGUAAACCCCGCCUCUGUAUCAGUUACCAUGGUGAGAGGGGCCGAAGGCGGGGCCGGGUCAUCAUGGCGACCCCCAGCGGAGCUGUGCUGGCUUUCUGUGGAGGAAGUUUCGUCCAGUCUGCGGUUCAUUGGCCUUUCAGAUGACGUGGUUGGUCUGUUCAGCCGAGAGAGGAUUGAUGGCUCUAUUUUCACCCAGCUGACGGAGGAAAUUCUGUCUGAGGACUUUAACCUCACAAAGUUACAGGUCAAAAAAAUCAUGCAGUUCAUCAAGGGAUGGAGACCCAAAAUAUGAAGAGCGUGGGAAUGUGUGUGUGUGUGUGUGUUUGUAUUGUAGGCAAAGGGAAUGAAAGGGCAGCGUCCUCAUAUUCUGAUGAAUUUUUGGAUAUUUUUAUCUUGGGGUUCAUUCCUAUCAUGCAGUACAUUUUCAUGCCUCAAUCAUACGUCUAAAUUAUUUUAUAAAAUAUGAAACACUUAAUUUUCCCCACAAUAUUACGAUUAAGUGAACUUAGGGGUGAAUUUUAAAUAAUUCCUGAAUACUGUAUAUUCAUUUUUCUACCUUUCUAUAAUAGAAAUGUUUCAAACAAAAUGUGUUUUUUGGACAUAUUGUUUAAACUGGUAAUCAAUUUAUAGUUGUUUUUUUUAUACACAAAACAUAUUUUAGCAUAUUUUAAAAAUUAAAAAAUUUCAAUUUCAUAACAAAAUUCCAUCACAUUGAAUUGCGUAUUUUUUAACUAAAUUAAAAAAUAAAAAUUUACAUUUUUUUCUUUUCUUUUGUUAAAGAUUACUCAAAUACAUUUUAUGGAAUUUUGUUAUGAAAGUAAAAUGCGUAAAUCUUUAAAAAAACAAAAACAAUUGAGUAUAGGUCUGUCUGUAAUAUCACUUGAAGUGACAUCAUUUUUGGUGGGAAAACAAGAGACCAAACAUCAGUAAGUAGCAGGACUGAAUUACAUGAGUUAUGUCAUAUUUUGUGGUAUUACAGUUGUUGUUUCUCACACAAUUGUUGCUUUUCAAACCCCCUUGUAAGCUAACUCUAACUUUAGCUCUUUAUUUCCAUCCUAUUAGGAUUCUUGUUAAUUUUCCUGCCAUUGUGUAAAUAAGCAAGUUAUAAUGGAUAAAGUUGAAGAGCCUGAGCUUGAGCAGAGUAUAUUUCUGAAAGUCUGGUAUAACCUUUUAUAAAAACAAAAGCAUAUUCAUUUUUAAAAUUUAAAGAGUUCAAAAAGUACUGCAUGACAGGAAUGGCCCUUGAUUAUUUCACACCUCUCUAAUAGAAGCACUGAGAGAUUGUGACAUAUAUAUAUAUAUAUAUAUAUAUAUAUAUAUAUAUAUAUAUAUAUAUAUAUAUAUAUACAAUAUAUUAUAGAGCACCAUUUGAUGUUUAUGCUUUUGUUAUGUAAUGAUUGUUUAUUUUGGGGUGGAAUGGUUUCGCGUGCCUUUAAUGGACAUCAGAUGGGUGUCCUGCCAGAAACAUACUCCACGCAAGUAUGCAGACACGGACAUGGAUACUUAUCGUGAAUUCUUGUUACAGUGGCGGUAACAAACCUCAGUACUCUAGGGGGCGAUAGAGUUACCUUCAAACAAACAGUAUAUGUAUGGCAAGCCGAAUUGACUUUCAAUUAUGUGGAGGGUAUGAAUUAUAUGUAGAAAUCAACAGUUCCUUUUUUAUUAGUUCAAAUGUUAAUUCUUGAUAUCAGGAUUGUAAAUACUACUGGUAAAAGUGCUUAUUUUUUAUAUCAGAAAUUAAAUUUGAACUAGUAAAAUCGUUCAUUCUUGAUAUAAAAAAUGAUGUUAUCACUUGUGGACAUACACAAUAACCCCGUUUCCUCCUGGUAUUAAGAUGCGUGAUCCGAUCACGUGGUCAGCCCUAAAUACAGGUCUAAAAUGUUUUUUUUUUUUUCACUAGUAGUAAUUCUAUCCCUGAUAUCAAGAAUUAGCAUUUUAACUAGUGAAAAAUCUAUUUGAGAUAUCUAUAAAUCAUAUCCUGCACAUGAUUAAAUGUCAAAAGAGUUUGCAAUAAGCACCUCUUGCAUUGCGUUCAGACACAUAUCGGAAGGUAUAAAAGCUUGCGUUGAGUGAUUUUAGGCCUUAAUAAUAAUUAUUUAAAUCUUUUAAACAUUUAAUUUGAAAUUUACAGCACAAUAUUCAUAUACAGAUGCACGCACACAAGAAGCGGGAGAGAUUUUAAAGAGUUUUAGAGAUGUGUAAAAGAGUUCAGUUUGUGAUGUACAUGUUAAUAAGAGUGCUCUAAACAAGAACACACUGUAAUUAGUUGAAAGUAAUUAAGAGUUUACUAACCUCAGCCUCUGCUGAUGGAGUGUGUGUGUGUGUGUGUAAGGUGAGUCAGAGCUGCUGAAAUGAGAAGGUUUUAGUAACCUUAUAUCGCAGUUUUAGAAAGCGUUUUAUCAACAUUUCAGGAAUGUUUCUGGAAUGUUUAUUUAACAGAUUGCCCUCUAUAGACGCAUUUGUACUUGAAUAAUAUUUAACAACGAUAGUGUGUGUUUCAUUUGUAUAGUAAUUUCAUUAUUUGUACCAUUUAAUCAUGAUGGAUAAGCUACAGAAAACAAUAAACCAAUAGUGCUCA
This is a messenger RNA of Myxocyprinus asiaticus (Chinese sucker), 4894 nucleotides long. RefSeq names its product GRB2-associated and regulator of MAPK protein 2-like. NCBI's taxonomy places the organism in Eukaryota, Metazoa, Chordata, Actinopteri, Cypriniformes, Catostomidae. Bases 176 to 2608 code for a protein of 810 amino acids. The transcript is spliced from 6 exons. The record is from RefSeq and is a predicted model, not a curated record.